Molecule: messenger RNA, 816 nt
Organism: Ustilaginoidea virens
Lineage: Eukaryota; Fungi; Ascomycota; Sordariomycetes; Hypocreales; Clavicipitaceae
Exons: 3
Coding region: 1-816 (271 amino acids)
Biological process (GO): cellular response to misfolded protein; protein quality control for misfolded or incompletely synthesized proteins; positive regulation of proteolysis
Cellular component (GO): cytoplasm
Molecular function (GO): protein-folding chaperone binding; ubiquitin protein ligase activity
Source: RefSeq, a predicted model, not a curated record
AUGUCGAGGGCGCUCGAACUCAAACAAGAAGGAAACCAGCACUUCCAAAGCGGCGACUACGUCGGCGCUGAUAGCCUCUACUCCAAGGCCAUCAUAGCCGACCCUAAAAAUGCUACCCUGUACUCGAACCGCGCCAUGGCCCGCCUCAGGCUCGGCUACUGGGACUCCGUCAUCGCCGACUGCCAGACGUGCCUGUCCCUAACCCCCUCGUCCAUGAAAGCCCACUACUACCUAAGCCAGGCUCUGCUGGCCGUGGGCGACUUUGAAUCGGCCCUCCUCCACGCCCUGAAAGCCCACGAGCUGUGCGUUUCCACAAACGACAAGUCCCUUGGCGCCAUCACGGCCAUGGUGCUCAAGUGCAAGAAGGAGCGGUGGGAGCACAUGGACAAGACGCGGUCUAGGGAAGCGCGCGACCUCGAGGUCCAUCUUCUCGCCCUGCUGGCCCAGGAGAGGGAUACCAUGCUCGCGGGCGCGCAGGGCGAUGACCUGGAAACGAGCCUCAUCCGGGAGGAGAGCGAGCGGAAGCUAGACCAGAUGAAGGACAUCUUUGAGCGGGCAAGACUGCAAGCCGCCAAGAGGAGGGAGGUUCCAGACUGGGUUGUUGACGACAUAACUUUUGGAAUCAUGCUUGAUCCCGUCAUUACAAAAACCGGCAAAUCGUAUGAACGAGCAGCCAUCCUGGAGCAUCUUCGAAGACAGCCCACCGACCCUCUCACUAGGGAACCUCUUCUGCCCAGCGACUUGCGACCGAACCUUGCCCUGAAACAGGCAUGUGAUGAGUUUCUGGACGAAAACGGCUGGGCCGUUGACUGGUGA